AUACGUGUGCUAAGGCGCAUAAGUGUACAAAAAUAUCGCCCACGGGACACGUGACACCGCAUGUGAGUUGCCAGCUGUCUUGGGCACAUCCAAGCACCUCAGCCAAUCAAAAUCCUCCCUUGCCAUGUCUCCUCCCGUUCUCCCGGUUAGAGCUCCCAUUCUGCAGUCAGCUGCUGAUGUUUACACGGGAGCUGCCUCAAGUUGAGCCACGCUAGAGGUGCCAGCCGGAGGUGUCCAUGAAGAGAAGCGCAGAGCCAGGCGCGCUACUCAAGCACGGCCCGGACAGGAAGAGGGCCUGCUGGGGGAUUCUCAUCAGUCAAGGGUCCUGGGCAGAUCGUUCUCCUCUCCACGAAGCUGCUUCUCAGGGUCGACUGCUGGCCCUGCGCACUCUGCUGGACCAGGGAUGUCCCGUCGACAGCGUCACCAUCGAUAAUGUGACGCCUCUCCAUGAAGCUUGUCUGUCAGGACAUGUGCCAUGUGUCAGAGCGUUAAUAAAUGCUGGAGCUAAUGUGAACGCUGCUACCAUCGAUGGCGUGACCCCUUUAUACAACUGCUGCGCCUCUGGAAACGUCGGCUGUGUGGAGCUGCUGCUGCAGAAUGGAACGCACACACACACCACACACACACACUACCCCUCAGCCCUGCAUGAAGCCUGCAAAAGAGGCAAUAGCCAGUGUGUAGAGUCCCUGCUGUCACACGGAGCAGAUCCCGACUACAAAGUGUCAAAUCUGGGCUCUCCUCUCUAUGUGAGCUGUCUGCACCAACACGCGGCCUGCACAAAGAUUCUGCUGCACCGAGGAGCCGACGUUAAUGUCGGGGGAGGACGGGGUGACAGCCCUCUACACGCAGCAGUCCGACAGGACAACGCAGACCUGGUGUCACUGUUACUGGACUACGGGGCUGAUGUCAACCUCAGAGACGACAACAACCGGCGGCCCCGGGAGGUGGCGCCCGACGGCGGGAGAGCACAACAGAUGCUGCUGUCGUUUGAAGUUUCUCCGCGGAGCCUCUGCCAGUUGUGUCGCCUCCAGAUCAGGAAUCUGCUGGGGCGAACCAGGCUGGAGCUGCUCGACCUCCUUCCCCUUCCUUCGUUGCUGACUCAUUACCUGGAGCACACAUAGGAGGAUGGGAGCACAUGCAGCGUGACAGGACAGUGCAAUGUCUUUGAGGUUUUUUUUUUUGUUUUUGUUAACUGUGUUGACAUAUCAGCACCAUGGUUUGAACCGUUUAAUGAAGUUUAGCUACUUAAGAAUCAUUGCAUCAAAACACCCUGUGAAGAGGAUGAGCCUCUGCUCUACACUGUGUCUCAUCAAGUCAGAAUUUGCCUUUAUAUUGCCAUAACUGGAACGAUUACUCUUUACUUUAAAUGUUUCAUGUGUAUGUUUGUGUGUUAUUCAGCUCAGUGACCAUUAUAGCAGCUCCACAGCAAUGAGCAUGGAGGACGUUAUUUUACGUAUACAGAGCAAGUCGAUUAUUUAAUUAUGUUUAUGCAUCUCACUCAUAUAAUACUAUUGAAAUGUUGUAUAUGUAGAGAUUUGAGAUAUAUAGAGAUUUUCUAACCUUAAAUGACAUGAACGAGAGGUGUUGUUGUAAAAUUGUUGUACAUACAUGUAUGCAUGCACUGUCAUGACACUGACAAAUAGCUUGUUACACAUUAAUAUAUAUUUUUGAACAGAUAAUGUAGAUUAUUAAAUAAAUAUGUGCUUCAGCAGGUAGAUUCGGUCAGAUUUCACGCAGCCUACAGCUUUUUUUUUUUUUUUUUUUUUUUUA
This is a messenger RNA of Mugil cephalus (flathead mullet), 1770 nucleotides long. Its product is annotated as ankyrin repeat and SOCS box protein 5-like. The record is from RefSeq and is a predicted model, not a curated record. NCBI's taxonomy places the organism in Eukaryota, Metazoa, Chordata, Actinopteri, Mugiliformes, Mugilidae. The transcript has 7 exons. The coding region runs from base 237 to 1121 and encodes 294 amino acids. Gene Ontology annotation, biological process: positive regulation of protein catabolic process; protein ubiquitination; intracellular signal transduction. Gene Ontology annotation, molecular function: protein binding.